Anarrhichthys ocellatus (wolf-eel) is the source of this 4060-nucleotide messenger RNA. RefSeq names its product DEAH (Asp-Glu-Ala-His) box helicase 30 (gene dhx30). Gene Ontology annotation, cellular component: intracellular anatomical structure; cytoplasm; nucleus. Gene Ontology annotation, molecular function: G-quadruplex RNA binding; DNA helicase activity; ATP binding. The transcript has 19 exons. The record is from RefSeq and is a predicted model, not a curated record. Bases 3 to 3512 code for a protein of 1169 amino acids. NCBI's taxonomy places the organism in Eukaryota, Metazoa, Chordata, Actinopteri, Perciformes, Anarhichadidae.
AGAUGGCGCAACCCGGUGUUUUACUCGUGCGACUCAGAGCGUUGUAUAAUGUUUCCAAAUGUGUUCCUACAGGAGGCCAAACUGCGUCCAACUGGAGCAGAGAGAUGCGGUGGUACAGCACAAAAGCGCGAAGCUUUGAGGAAAGCGGGACACCGUAUUUACAGACCAAACGAGAUAACUUGAGCCCAAACCUCCUGAAGGAGUUUCCAGAUCCUAAAGGUCUCUUGAAUAACACCAUCUCCCGGUCACUGGGAGUCAACGACCUGUCCCAGCUCAUCCAGUACAGCUGCACGGACAGUGCUGGUGUUAAGAAAGCCACUGUCACUCUGCUGUGGCCCUGCAAGAUCGAAGAGGAAGGUUUCGCCUCCAAGAAGAUCGAUGCAGAGCGAUUUGCUGCAGCUGCUGCUUGUUUCAAGCUCAGAGAAAUGGGUGUCAUUGGCCAAAAUAAUCAGCUCCCAAAGAGGGGAGCUGGCAGGGGAAGUGGAGGGCUACAAUCUCAACUGUAUGAUAACGAGGAAGAGUCGUUGACAGAAAAUGUCCUUGUGCCUAAAGCGAAAGCAGAUGACCCGGAACAAUGGCUUCCCCCCAAAGAAGACCCCCCCACCAUCUCUGAAGCUCUUUCCCUGUUUCCACAACCUAAAUCUCUCCUCACCAGGGUCAUCCAGGUGGCCACGUCAUCCAACAGAAUCAGGGAGAUAAUUCAGUUCAAAAUAACAGGAGGAAAGCUGAAGAAGUGUGACCUGACGCUGCACUGGCCAGAGGAGAUGACGUUCUCCGCCACGGCGAGAAACCGAGUGCUGGCAGAGAGGACGGCUGCAGCUCUGGCCUGCAUGAAACUGAAGGAGCUGGAGCUGCUGGAUAAAGACAACAACCCGCUGACUCACGCCAAGUACCACCGACAGAAGGUGAGGGAGGCGGGAGAGCGAGAGAGACGCCCCCUCCCUGUGGAAGUCCCAGAAUACCUGGAGGAGCACAUGAGAGAGUACCUCGCACAGUACCCAGUGGCAACAGAGGUACAGAAGCUUUGGGAGGAAGAAGAGGCCAGAGGACAGCAGGCGGUGAACCAGGAGGAUGAGGAGGAAGAGGAGAACCUGACGGACGCCAUCACAGGCCGGCCGUACAGACAUCUUUCCGAACACGAGGCUCGGCAGCUCAGCGCCCACCUGCAGGAGGAGUGGGAGAGGGUGAGCCCCGGGCUGAGUGUGGAGCUCCCGGUCGAUGCCCACCGUCAGCGCGUGAUCUCCGAGGUGCAGUCGUCCCGGGUGGUUGUGAUCGCUGGUGAGACGGGAUGUGGGAAGACGACCCGCAUCCCUCGCUUCCUGCUGGAGGGGUCUGUGAGAGGUGGCGAGGGGGCCACGUGCAACAUCCUGGUGACCCAGCCUCGCCGGAUCAGCGCCGUGUCCGUGGCCCAACGUGUUGCUCAUGAGAUGGGUCCAGCUCUGAAAUCCUCUGUGGGAUAUCAGGUGAGACUCGAGAGCCGACCACCAGAGCGCAGCGGAGGAGCCUUGCUCUUCCUCACAGUGGGCGUCCUGCUGAGGAAGCUGCAGUCCAACCCGUCCCUGAAGGGAAUCAGCCACGUGGUGGUGGACGAGGUCCACGAGAGGGACAUCAACACGGACCUGCUGCUGGCCCUGCUGCGCUCCAGCCUAAAGGAGAACCCCGACCUACGAGUGGUGCUUAUGAGCGCCACCGGGGACAAGCAGAGGCUGUCCGAGUACUUUGGGGGCUGCCCAAUUGUUAAAGUGCCCGGAUUCAUGCACCCGGUGAAGGAAAAAUACCUGGAGGACGUGCUGAGUGAGAUGGGACGCCCGCUGCCAGCACAAAAGAGAGUGGAGACAGACAAGCGGGGAGGAAGAGAAGAUGUCACGCCAGAUGCGGAUUUAGUAGCUGAUGUAAUCGAGCAUAUUGACAGAUGUGGAGAGCCAGGUGCGGUGUUGUGUUUCCUCCCUGGAUGGCAGGACAUCAGGGCUGUUCAAGAGAAACUGGAGGGGAGGCCACACUUUUCCUCCGGCUCACAGAUGAUCUUACCAUUGCAUUCCAGUUUAUCAGUGUCAGACCAGCAGGCGGUGUUCCAGCGCCCCCAAGUGGGCCAGAGGAAGAUCGUCCUCGCCACUAACAUUGCAGAGACCUCCAUCACCAUAGAUGACAUCGUCCACGUGGUGGAUGCAGGAACUCACAAAGAACACAAUUAUGACCCACGGACUAAGGUCUCCUGUCUGGACACAGUUUGGAUAUCUCAUUCUAAUGUCACUCAAAGAAAGGGGAGAGCAGGGCGAUGUCAGCCGGGACAGUCCUACCACCUGUUCCCUCGACAGCAGCUGGAGUCCAUGACUCCCUUCCCCAUCCCCGAGAUCCUGCGCACGCCGCUGGAGAGUUUAGUCGUGCAAGCCAAAAUCCACAGUCCUAACUGCAAGGCUGUAGAUUUCUUAUCCCAAGUGUUGGACAGUCCAGAGCGAGAAGCUGUGAGCGAGGCUGUCCGAAAUCUACAAGACAUUGGAGUCUUGGACAAGACAGAAACCCUGACGCCUUUAGGAGAGCGUGUCUCCUGCAUGUCGUGUGACCCUCGUCUGGGCAAAGUGCUGGUCCUCAGUGCCAUGUUCAGAUGUGUUCUGCCCAUGCUGUCUGUGGCGGCCUGUCUGACCAGAGACCCUUUCUACAACAGCCUCCAGAACAGAGCCCUCGUCAACAAGGUGAAAGGGAAUCUGAGCCGCUCCAGCUACAGCGACUAUCUGGUGUUUAUUCGAGCUGUGCUGGGCUGGAGGAGACUUCAGCAUGAGGGGGACCGGGAGGACCGGGAUGAGUAUCUCUACAAACACACUUUGUCCAGGUUCAGCCUUCGAUUCAUCAAUGGUCUCAUCUCUCAGUUCGGCGACAACCUGAAUGAAGCCGAGCUGGUGACUCGUGCCAGCGAGUGCCAGCGUUCCAAUUCUCUCUACAACGAGCACAGCAACCAGGACGAGCUGCUUAAAGCUGUGCUGCUGGCCGGACUCUAUCCCAACCUCAUUCAGGUGAAGAAAGGACUUGUGACCAAAGGAGGACGCUUUCGCCCCAAAAGCAUGUGUUUCCGCACACACAAUGGGCCGGUGGUGCUUCACCGCGCCUCAGUCAACAGGGGAAAAGAAGAGCUCCCGAGUCGCUGGUUGACCUUUUUCAGCGCUAUCCAGUCCAACGGGAACGUUUUCAUCAGAGACUCUUCUACAGUCCAUCCACUCGCCCUGCUGCUGCUCACAGACUGUGAUAUCACAGAGACAGUGAAGGGAGACCGAGUGGAAGUGUCAUUUCCUGGACGCUCUCUGGUGCGCUGCGAGUUGUCAACUAAGACCUGGGAGCUGCUGUGGGAGCUACGCACUUCCAUUCAGACCAUGCUGUACCGCAACCUCAACAAUCCCAGCAACGCAAUCACCAACUCCUCUCAAGACGGAAAGCUCAUCGCCUUACUCGUGGAGCUGCUCAACAAUACAGACUCUGACUCUUCGGCUCAGAGCCACGACAGUGACAGCGAGGUGGAUUGAUGACGCUGAGCACCUUGUACCCGCUGGCUGAUACAGACAAACCAAAGAGGUUGAUGGUGUCCCAUUUAUAUGUUGUUUUCUUUAAAGGAAGAACUUGAGUACUUAGUCAAUACUUGACUUGAAGAGCAGAAACCCAGAGUGGACUGUUGUCUGCUACAGUUACUGUUAAGGUAAAUCAUAAACUCCUAUAUGGUGUGAGGAAAUCCAUUGGUUUGGACUGUGGUUUACUGCAUUUGUAUUUGCUUUCUGAAAAGCAGAAGUUGAAUUUUACCCAGAACUCUCAGAUCAUUGGCUAAAGGUCAUUAAAACGGACUGCAUGCAAUAAAUGGUGUCGUAUUUAUUGCAAUAAAUAUUAAAAUGCCAACAUGAGAGAAAUGAUCAGAUCUCUUUUAUUGUUUGAAUGAAUUAUUGAGCUGCAGAUAAUGAGAACAGAAAAUAACUCUAGUGUUUACCGAAACGUCCGGAACACAGCAGAAGAAGAAAAGAAUACAGGCAGAGUCUCUGUAGAUACAAACAGCGGUGGACCAUUGUAGUGGACCAUAAGUGAU